Molecule: messenger RNA, 3274 nt
Organism: Salvia splendens (bonfire salvia)
Lineage: Eukaryota; Viridiplantae; Streptophyta; Magnoliopsida; Lamiales; Lamiaceae
Product: extra-large guanine nucleotide-binding protein 1
Exons: 8
Coding region: 354-3095 (913 amino acids)
Biological process (GO): G protein-coupled receptor signaling pathway
Molecular function (GO): G-protein beta/gamma-subunit complex binding; guanyl nucleotide binding; GTPase activity
Source: RefSeq, a predicted model, not a curated record
UGAUCAAGAAAAUUAUGGCCUUUGAAAAUUUUGAUGAAGAAUCGGUCUUCAAGCAGCCAUGUCCACUUUCAAGUCUUCGUUCCUAUCUCACGAAAUUUCCAAGUCUUCUUCAAUUAUCAACCGAGUCCAAUCAAACUCCAUUAUUUUAUUUCUAUUCUUCAAUCUUUCUCCACCAUUUCCAAUUUCUUUAGAUAAUGGCAAGUUUCCACACUACAAGAUAACACAUUUUCUACUCCCCCUGUUGAAACAGACAAUGGGUCUUCGUCAAUAAAUGAUUCAUCUGUUGCCCUUCCGAUUUCAAGCUUAAAAGCAAAAUUCUCCGAUUUUGAGGAGUGAGUGUUACUUCAGUCGAUAUGACUAGCGUUUUGAGGAAUUUUUGGCCUGGUGCUUCCUCGUCGAAGAACGACGAUCACGACGAUGAGUACAGCGUGGAGUACUCCUUCGCGGUGGAGUACAGCGGCCCUCCGCUCAGCCACGAGAUUCCUCAAGUGGUUCCGGUGGAUGUCCGCCGCAUUCCUACGGCGGCGGUGGCUGCCAAUGCCGUGAUAAUACGCAAUCUCGCCAUACCAGUUCUUCAGCCAAUUGGAAGAAAAUCCGAUAAAUCUGGCAAUAAUUCGUCAAUUGAGCGGAAAUUGAGUACUGGCUCACGUGUUGGUGAAUCUGUGAGGGAUAGAGGGGUUUAUUCGAGUAAAUUGGAGAGCUUUUCGGAGAAGGAAGGUGUGUUGGAAGGGAGAUCAGUUGAUGCACACAACGUGUUCGGUGAAAGUUCCAGCAGCUCUGGCACUAUGGGGUUCUCGGAUGGCCGUGAUGAUUCCAAUCAGCUGUCAGGGAGCUCGGAUUGUGAGGAGAUGGAGGAGGAGAACAAGGCCAAUGUGUCGAAUGAUGACCUCUCGGAGACCACCACGUGCAAUUCAAUCGAAGAACUGGAAGAAGAAUGUGAGGCAGAAGCUUCGGGUGCAGCCAGCAGAGCACCGGUUGUGACAUUCCGUGAUCUGUCUUUGACUGAUUCUGCGUCCGAGGAGAGUGAUCAAGACGAGGCUGCAAUGUCACCAGAGAGGCCUGGGUUGGUGGAGGAUGUGAAGGGGCUGUGCCACAGGUGCUGCAGGAAAGAACGGUUUGCAGAUAGGGAGGUUUGCAUCGUGUGCAAUGCGAAGUAUUGCAGCAGGUGUGUACUGAGAGCAAUGGGGUCAAUGCCGGAAGGGAGGAAGUGCAAUCCCUGCAUUGGUCACCGUAUUCAUGAGCCGAAGAGGGGAACGCUUGGGAAGAGUUCAAGAAUGAUGAAAAAGAUGCUGACACGCGAUGCUGUUAAGAAGAUCAUGAGCGCGGAGCUGUCAUGCCCGGUUAACCAGCUGCCGCCUCAUCUGAUCUAUGUGAACGACAAGCCAUUGUCGAUUGAAGAGCUGGUUACGCUGCAGAGCUGCUCGAAUCCUCCCAAGAAGCUUAGACCUGGUAGAUAUUGGUACGACAAGGUGUCUGGAUUUUGGGGAAAGGAAGGAGAACCACCAUGCCAGAUUAUCAGUCCCCUGCUGCAGACUGGUUAUCAGAUUAGGCGAGAUGUUAGCAAUGGUGCAACAAACGUGCUGAUCAAUGGUCGGGAGAUAACCAAUCGCGAGCUCUGGCUGUUAUGGGCUGCUGGAAUCCGCUACGAGGGCGAGCCUCACUUUUGGAUCAGUGCUGAUGGAUCCUGUAAGCUUGAAGGCAUGAAUAAUGUGAUUGCAAAAUUAUGGGAAAAGAAACAAGCCAAGAUGUUAUGCAUGGCUCUAUCUUUGCCACUUCCUUCUAGUAGGGCUAAUCCUGCUGGCGAAGACUCCGUCAGAGAGAGGGAAAAUGUUGCAAUGAGGAUAGAACGGAGCAUGAUGUAUAAACUUCUCCUUGUAGGCUGUGAUCAGUCUGGAACGAGUACGAUAUUCAAACAGGCGAAAAUUCUGUACAAUGUCCCCUUUUCAGAAGAUGAGAAGCAAAACAUCAAAAACAUGAUCCAAAGAAAUUUAUAUAGAUACAUUAGCAUUCUUCUUGAGGGGCGCGAGCAUUUCAGAGAAGAAGAUGCAAUGGAUUUAAGAAGGCGACGUGCUGACAAGCCUGGUCCUUCAGUAGUGAAAGAGGAAUCUGACCACGUAGAUGAGAAGAAUGCUUAUUCGUUCAGUCGAAAUCUGGAAAAUUUCUCGAGUUGGCUACAGCAAAUCACGAUGACAGGCAACUUAGAGGCUAUAUUUCCAGCUGCUACUCGAGAGUAUUCACCUCUAGUAGAGGAGCUAUGGAAAGACAAAGCUUUUCAAGCCAUUUACAAACGGAGGAAUGAGCUGCCUAUGCUGCCUAGAGUUGCUAACUACUUCUUAGAUAGAGCAGUUGAAAUUUCGCGGAUGGACUAUGAGCCAUCUGAAUUGGAUAUCCUAUACGCAGACGGCGUAACGUCUUCAAAUGGAGUUGCAUCCAUGGAGUUUUCUCUUCCAAAAUCGUCUCAGGAUGGCUACAUGGAAACUCUUGAUCAUAAUGAGCCACCGUUGAGCUGUGAGCUCAUCAGAGUUCAUGCAAACAGCCUUGGAGUGAACUGCAAGUGGCUGGAGAUGUUUGAAGAUUCUGACCUCGUCCUAUUCUGCAUUUCCCUCACAGAAUACGCUGAGUACCACGAAGACAUUAACGGGACGCGAUCAAACAAGCUGUUGGAGACCAAGCGACUCUUUGAGAGGAUCAUCACUCAUCCCACCCUUGCUGACAAACAAUUCCUUCUCAUCCUCAACAAGUUCGACCUGCUGGAUGAAAUGAUCUAUGAAACUCCCCUAUCACAGUGUGAGUGGUUCCAAGAUUUCAACCCGGUGAUGAGCAAACACCCUCACAAUCCCAACAGCAACAACAAUCCCUCGUUGGCACAGCGCGCCUCCCACUAUGUUGGUGUGAAGUUCAAGAGGCUGUUUUAUUCCCUGACCGGGCGAAAGCUGUUUGUGGUACAAGCAACGGGGCUGGAGGCAGAUAGCGUCGACAAAGCCCUAAGGUAUGGCAAGGAGAUCCUCAAGUGGGAAGAUGAGAGACAUACUGUAAGCAUGAAUCAAGAUUCUAGUGAGAGCUUUGAUCCAAGUUCCUCUGCUUACACCUCUUGAAGCCCUUUUCGAGUUUUGAUGCAAUCCGAGAGAGAGAAUGUAUAUAGAUUCAAGUUUUUUUGUGUGUAAUAAACUGGCAAAUGUGUCAAAAGUAGAGUAAGUGUAAGAGAAGUAUGUAUCCACAUUUGGACCAAAGGAAAAUUCUUUCAUUCAAUAUAGAGUACACAUGAAUACAGGUA